Molecule: messenger RNA, 2053 nt
Organism: Ochotona princeps (American pika)
Lineage: Eukaryota; Metazoa; Chordata; Mammalia; Lagomorpha; Ochotonidae
Gene: SLC49A3
Product: solute carrier family 49 member 3
Exons: 10
Coding region: 216-1619 (467 amino acids)
Biological process (GO): transmembrane transport
Cellular component (GO): membrane
Molecular function (GO): transmembrane transporter activity
Source: RefSeq, a predicted model, not a curated record
AGCUUCCUGGGGACUCUGGCUGCUGCCGCCGCCUCCUCCAGGCUGGUCCCCAGCAACUAGUUGGACCUCAAGACCCGGAGGCGGGCACUUUGGCCCCUCCCUGCAUCUGCGGUGCGUGGGCCGGGCUUGGGCUAGGACCGCGCCAGCCCGACGAGUGUUCGCGUCCUCCGGAGGGCCCAGCCCAAGCGUCCCGCAGGCUGGCGUCGGGCCCAGAGAUGUCGGAGCCGGCGGAGGCCCGGGACUCGCCGCGGGAUGCCCGCGCGCCCACCCCGCGCCGCUGGCUCUGCUUGGGCACGCUCAGCCUGCUCAGCUGCUCUAACGCCACGCUGUGGCUCAGUUUUGCGCCUGUGGCAGACACAGUGGCCCAGUACUUCCUGCUGACCAUGGAGCAGGUCAACUGGCUCUCCAUGGUUUUCCUCGUGGUGUCCAUACCGUGUAGCCUAGCAGGCAUCUGGGUUCUGGACUUCAUCGGGCUCCGUGAGGCGAUGCUCCUGGGAGCGUGGCUCAACUUUACUGGGAGUGGGUUCCGGGCCCUGCCUAGCGUGGCCGCCGGGAUCCACAGCCCAUUCGCCUUCCUCAUGGCUGGACAGAGCCUAUGUGCCCUGGCCCAGACUCUGAUCAUCUUCUCCCCAGCCAAGCUGGCUGCCCUGUGGUUUCCGGAGCAGCAGCGUGCUACGGCCAACAUGGUUGCCACCAUGGCAAAUCCCCUAGGCAUCCUCGUGGCCAAUGUGCUGUCCCCAGCUCUGGUCAAGAAGGGGGAGGACAUCCCUAUAAUGCUUGGUAUGUACGUGAUCCCUGCUGGCCUUGCCUGCCUGUUGGCGUCCACCUGCCUCUGGGGGCAGCCCUCUGCCUUGUCCUGGACCAUGGCUCCUGGCUCCCCCUCAGGGUCCUUCCUGCAGGGACUGAAGCAGCUGCUCCAGAAUAGAGCCUACCUGAUCCUAGCUGUAAGCUUUGGGGGUGGCGUGGGCAUCUUCUCCAGCUUCCUGGCGCUCCUGGAGCAGAUCCUAUGUGCCAGCGGCUACUCCAAUGAGUUCUCGGGCCUUUGUGGGGCCCUGUUCAUCGCAUCUGGGAUCCUGGGGGCACUAGGUCUGAGCCUGUAUGUGGACCGGACCCGGCACUUCACUGAGGCUGUCAAGGUGGGCUUCUGCUUGACCUCCAUGGCCUGCGUGGCCAUUGCGCUGGUGUGUCGACUGCCUGGGCAGCGCCUGGCACUGGCCGCUGCCUGUUCUCUCUUCGGGUUCUUUGGCUUUGCAGUGGCACCAGUGGCCACAGAGUUGGCAGUUGAGUGUUCCUUUCCAGUGGGUGAGGGGGCAGCCGCCGGCCUGGCCUUCAUGCUGGGGCAGGUGGAGGGAGCGCUGAUCACAGUGCUGAUGUCCAACCUAGCUGUGCAGCGUCCAUGGCCCUCAGUGUCCACCUGCCGGCCUGGUGAGGACCUGCUUGACUGGACAGCAUCCCUGCUACUGAUGGCCGGUGUGUGCACCCUGUUCACUUGUGUGCUGGUGCUCUUCUUCCGCUCCCCGUACCGACGCCUGCAGGCCACGUCUGGCGAGUCCUCCUGCAGCCAGGACAUGUCAGCAGCCCCAGCUGCGGUGCCGUGGGGGGCUCCAAGUGGCCUCUGAAGGCGUGAAGCUGCAGGGAGGGGGCGACAGCUCUGGCUUGGGGGGAGGUGGGACCCGCAGCCCUCAUGGGGCCCAGUGGGCCAUUGGGGUUAGAAUGUGUCAGUGCCUGCGUAGUAGGGCUCCCGAGGUGUAGACCCCUGACCCUGGGGGCUCAGCAGGGGCAUUCACAGUGCUGCCUGAGGCCUCCUUUGGAGCCCCCAGUGAGCAAGAAUGAGUUCCAAAUAAAUAGUAAACUUUAAAAACAAAACAAAGACCAUGCCCACGACCCUGGUGACCUCAACUGCCAGCUCCACCCAGGGUCUGGGGAUAGGCUCUGUGGCCAGGGAUGUAGCUGCUCAACCACAGCUUUUUUGGGGGGCAUCCCAGCAGUCUGGGGAUAUUCUGGAGGGAGAUCCCCUCCUUCAACUCCUGGACCUGGGGGCAAUGCUGGAGCA